GUUAAGCAGAUGACUGUUACAGAGCUAAAUGAUCUUCUGGAGGAAAUUGAGAUUGCCAUUAAGGAUUAUUCAGAGGAAUUGGUCCAGCAUCUCGCCUUAAGAGAUGAGCUUGAGUUUGAGAAAGAAGUAAAGAACAGCUUCAUUUCUAUCCUCAUUGAAGUUCAAAAUAAACAAAAAGAGCACAAAGAAAAUGUGAAAAAGAAGAAAAAGUUAAAAAGUAACAGCACACAGAAUGGCAAGCAGGAAAGAAGUCAUUUACCAGGAACGCGCUUCAGCAUGGAAGGUCUGUCAAAUGUCAUACAGAAUAGCUUUCGCCAGACGUUUGGGAGUUCAGGUGGCGAGAAAACAGUAUUUAACCACAGUUAUUCCUUAUGAGAAAAAAAAUACUCCACCUUCUGUUGAAGAUCUCCAGAUACUAACCAAAAUUCUCAGUGCAAUGAAGGAGGAUAGUGAGAAAGUUCCAACAUUGCUAACAGACUACAUUUUAAAA
Molecule: messenger RNA, 490 nt
Organism: Staurois parvus
Lineage: Eukaryota; Metazoa; Chordata; Amphibia; Anura; Ranidae
Source: the annotation of a GenBank genome assembly